Mollisia scopiformis is the source of this 1462-nucleotide messenger RNA. RefSeq lists its product as uncharacterized. Gene Ontology annotation, cellular component: nucleus. Gene Ontology annotation, biological process: mitotic cell cycle; positive regulation of transcription by RNA polymerase II. NCBI's taxonomy places the organism in Eukaryota, Fungi, Ascomycota, Leotiomycetes, Helotiales, Mollisiaceae. The coding region runs from base 480 to 1451 and encodes 323 amino acids. The transcript has a single exon. The record is from RefSeq and is a predicted model, not a curated record. Gene Ontology annotation, molecular function: RNA polymerase II cis-regulatory region sequence-specific DNA binding; DNA-binding transcription factor activity, RNA polymerase II-specific.
AGAACUGCCAUAGAACGGGUUACUCCCCCGCAUCUGCCGCCAUAUUGUCAGUCCCGAUUAGAAGAAUCACAGCGACACUAAGACCAGUGCCAACCCCUAACGAGAUCCGCAACUGUCAACCACUUGAGACAUCAUCAUUGACUGGCUGACUAGCCUCAACGCCCGUUCCCGUCCUUUAUCGUUCCUCCUGACGCCUGGUCAAGCCUUGCAAGUCUUCGACUCCUCCACCAAAGUUGAGGCGGGACACUACGACGGGCCCACAGCCGAAUCAUAGAUCCCCUCAGAUCCUCCUUCUUUGCCCAUCCUCCUUCGGACUUUUUUCAACUAGUUCUUCAUUGUCUUUCGAACUCGCAAUAUAUCUCAUUUACACUACAUCCCAACUGUUGUUACUCUUCAGACACUCAUCAUCCACAGUGCGAGAGAGAUUAGAGAAAGUCCCCGAAAGUCCCUGUAUCGCACUUCUCACUCCUUAGUUCACCAUGUCACAUCGGAGAGGUCCAUGGUCGCAAGGCGAGGAUGCCUAUCUCGUCCAGCUCGUUCACACCCAAGGCGCUUUGAACUGGGUGCGAAUUGCACAACUCAUCGGCUCUCGCUCCCCAAAACAAUGUAGGGAGCGAUAUCACCAGAAUCUCAAGCCUUCCUUGAACCAUGAGCCUAUCUCUCCAGAGGAGGGUAUGCAAAUCGAAAGAAUGGUGGGCGAGAUGGGCAAGCGAUGGGCUGAAAUUGCCCGAAGACUCCACGGCCGAAGCGACAAUGCCGUCAAGAAUUGGUGGAAUGGGAGUAUGAAUCGUCGUCGUCGAAUUGUGCUUCGCCGAAGAACCUCAGCACAUGGUUCCAGCAGCUUCGAUGAAAGAGCGCAACCGCUCUCGUUCGCCAGACCAGCUGCCACUCGCCCGCUCACUCUAUCGUCAACCACCUACGCUCCUCGACGAGGCGUUGACGGACCUCUCCCUUCACCUGCAGUCUCCGAAGCAUCUCGAGCUGAGUCGAUCGAAGGUGCACCCUCGUUGAUUUCAGAUGCGAGCUCUGUCUUUUCUACGUCUCCGAGAUUGGCCAAAUCACCCAGCAUGGAACUUCCUCCUCUUCUUCCUCCUUUCCGGGAUACACGAAGGCCAAGCUUACCCAGCUUACCAUUUCGACCAAACGCAUUCCUGACGGAUGUCGACAGUCAAGCGGCCUACCCCUUUGCCCCACGCCUUCAAAGUGAUGCGAAGGCACAUAACAUGACUGCAACUUCGCCUGCCGUGUAUCCUCGACCUGGACAUUAUCAUCACGACAUGUCUACGCCGCACUCUCCACGGGACUAUCGCUCCGAUGCUCGAUCACAACUCCUGACAGCACCUCCAACUCCCAUCCAACUGGCUCCAUUGCAGAUGAGUCCCCGGCAUGAACAGGCAGAGCCCUCAGCUGAUCGCGACUCGCGGAUGCACCUUUCUUCCUUGUUGGGAUAAGAUUUCUGGGG